Eptesicus fuscus (big brown bat) is the source of this 546-nucleotide messenger RNA. It is a transcript of the gene TMEM278, whose product is annotated as transmembrane protein 88B. Gene Ontology annotation, cellular component: plasma membrane. Gene Ontology annotation, biological process: negative regulation of canonical Wnt signaling pathway. The transcript has 2 exons. NCBI's taxonomy places the organism in Eukaryota, Metazoa, Chordata, Mammalia, Chiroptera, Vespertilionidae. The record is from RefSeq and is a predicted model, not a curated record. Bases 7 to 504 code for a protein of 165 amino acids. Gene Ontology annotation, molecular function: PDZ domain binding.
GAGAGCAUGAGUGAGCAGGAGAGGGAGACGGAGGAGGAUGAGGGAGGGGGCCCGUCCGACACGGCACCCAUGCUGCCCCGAAGGCGCCGGGACCACAGGGCGGGACCCUCAGCCCUGCUGCUGCCCGGCCGGGUGCUGGCCGGGCUCCUGCUGCACCUGCUGCUGCCCGGCACCGUGUUCCUGCUGGUGCUGAUGCCAGCGGCCGCCAUCAUCUACCUGGGAUUCCUGUGCCACUCCAGGGUCCACCCGGCGCCCAGCCCCACGUGCCGCGCGCUGCUCACGGACCGCGCCUCUGCGACGCUCAUCGUGCUGGGCUUUCUCUCGCUGCCGCUGCUGCUGGUGCUCGCCUCGGCCGCCCGCGCCCGCUUGGCCCGGUGCCUCCGCCCGCUGCUGCCGCCGCCCCCCAUUUGGACCCGUGGACCCGGCCGCCAUCCAGUGUCCAGCGACGGGGAGCGGGAGGAACGCCACCCCGAAGGGGAGGAGCAGCUCUGCGCCUGGGUGUGACCCCAGAGGCCCAAAGGACCCGAGACCUCCAAAUCCCGGGAG